Molecule: messenger RNA, 1045 nt
Organism: Phascolarctos cinereus (koala)
Lineage: Eukaryota; Metazoa; Chordata; Mammalia; Diprotodontia; Phascolarctidae
Source: RefSeq, a predicted model, not a curated record
UGGGUUAAGACAAGACUGCAGCGGAGCCCAGGCAGCAGCGGCAGCUGCAGGGGUCGGCGUUGGAGUUGGCCGCUGCGGCCAGUGUCUGCGAUGGAGCAGCCGAAGAAGGCAGUGGUGGUGACGGGGGGGCACCAGUGCCAAAGGUCCUGCCUGCCUCACAGAUGGGAGAGAGAGAGAGGGAAGCACCUGGCCAAACACACAACUUUUCUGCCUCUAGGAUUUGGCCCGUUUGGAGAACAUACAGUUAAUGCCAGCUGGAUUGCUGUUCAGGAGCUGGAAAAGCUGGGACUGGGAGACAGCGUGGACCUUCAUGUGUAUGAAAUUCCUGUGGAAUACCAAACAGUCCAAAGGCUCAUACCAGCCCUGUGGGAAAAACACAGUCCUCAGCUGGUCGUCCACGUAGGGGUGUCUGGCAUGGCAACCACAGUUACCUUGGAAAAGUGUGGCCAUAACAGUGGAUACAAAGGGCUGGACAACUGCCUUUUCUGUCCUGGCUCCCACUGCUGUGUAGAGGAUGGGCCCGAAUCCAUCGACUCCAUCAUCGACAUGGACGCCGUCUGCAAGAGAGUGACCACGCUGGGCCUGGAUGUCACAGUGACCAUAUCCCAGGAUGCUGGCAGGUACCUCUGUGAUUUUACUUACUACACCUCCUUAUACCAGAGCCACGGCAGAUCUGCAUUUGUGCAUGUCCCUCCACUAGGAAAACCCUAUAAUGCAGACCAGUUGGGCCGGGCCCUACAAGCCAUCAUCGAAGAAAUGCUGGACGUGUUGGAGCAGUCUGAAGACCAAAUCGACUGCAGCCACCAACACUGAGCAGGAGGGGAUGGGUGGAUUGUCGUGGUGACACUUGGGAGCGGUCCCUUCCUGCUCAGGACUCUAGGUAUGCCGUUCAGCUCUGCCGUAUAGCACAGGCACUAAAAAUGCAAGCACACAGACUUGGCUUUGCUCAGUUUCUCUGAUGCAUUCCCCUCCUCUUACCUUGCACCAGUGAAGUUGAUUCAAGGAAGGGGGCAAAGGUUUCUCUUUCUACUUUCCUUUCAUUUUC